ACAGAUGGCUGCUGAGUACCCAUCUGGCUCAUACCAGGAGGAGACUGAGCUAAAUUUGUUGCAUGUCAAAGUGAUACGAGCCUCAAAUAUCCCAUGGGCUGACUGGAUGAGCAACGCUGAUUGUUAUGUAGAGCUAAGGCUUCCGACGUGUAAAAAUGAACGAUUCCGAACCAAGACUGCUGCAAAUACCAGUAAACCUGAAUGGAACGAAUCCUUUACAUUUCAGAUCUGCAGCAAUAUCCAGAAUAUUAUUCAGAUAUCACUUCAGGAUGAAGAUAGUGUAUCAAAAAAUGAUCUGCUCUAUACAAUAUUUUUUGAUGUGGGGAAAAUUCCACCAGGACAAAAAUUACAGAGAACCUUUUCUCUUAAACCUGAGGGGAUUGAGACUCUUGAAAUGGAAUUUAGAGUGGAGAAAAUAGCAGCAAAGCCAGAGAAACUUUUGACAAACAAAGUGCUUGUGUCACGAGAAAUGUGCUGUCUAGAUGUGUGCAUAGACAAACAGAAGAUCCCUGACAAUUUAAAAGGAAAGGACCUUAUAUUAGAAAUGGAAGAUUCCUGUGAAAAACAUCAUAAAGUUCUCCUAAAUGCAAACACGGGCCCUAACCACGAACAUGUUCAUUGUUUUCACUAUAUUAAGAAGUGGGAUCCGGAUUUAACCGUGAAAUUAGAGGGUGCAGGCCUGAAUAAAGAUGACUAUGAUGGACUUCUAACAGUUCCAGUGAAGACAUUUUCUUUUGGAAAAGAAGAGAAAGUAGAAUUUCACUCAAAUCAAGUUAAGCCAUUGGAGUUGAAAGUGAAAGCAAACGAAUGCACACAUAAUCUAGAUGUUCGCCUGGGGUUCGAUCUCUGUGAAGAAGAGAAAAUUUUCCUUACUAAGAGGAAACAAGUGGCUGCUGCAGCGUUAAAGAAGGUUCUAAAACUUGAUAGAGACUUGCAGGAUCAUGAAAUACCUACAAUUGCCGUCACGACAACAGGCGGGGGUACAAGAGCAAUGACUUCCCUCUACGGCACCUUGUCUGGACUGAAGAAACUAAACCUGUUGGACUGUGUGUCUUACAUCACAGGAGCCUCUGGCUCCACUUGGGCAAUUUCUAAAUUGUAUGAGGAUUCUGACUGGUCACAGAAGGACUUGACUGAGCCAAUAGAAGACGCUCGCAGAAAUGUAACCAAAAGCAAAAGCUGUGCCUUUACAAUUGACAAACUCCGCUUCUAUCGAGAAGAAAUGAAUAAGAGGGCAGAACAAGGUUAUAGAACAUCUUUUACAGAUAUCUGGGGUCUAGUAAUUGAAUCAAUGUUCCAUGAUGAUGUCAAUGAGACAAAGCUGUCUGACCAGAAGAAAGCACUGUCAGACGGGCAGAACCCACUCCCUAUCUGUCUUGCAAUGAAUGUCAAGAACAUCAAGCACACCACUCUGGAUUUUAAGGAGUGGUGCGAGUUCUCUCCAUAUGAGGUGGGGCUUCUCAAAUAUGGGGCUUAUAUACGUUCAGAGGAUUUUGGCAGCAAGUUUUACAUGGGGCGGCUGACAAAGAAACUCCCUGAGUCCAGGAUCUGUUAUCUUCAAGGGCUGUGGAGCAAUGUUUUCUCUGUAAAUCUGGUGGAUGCCUGGUAUGCAGCUACAAGCUCUGAAAAUUUUUGGACUCGUUUUACCAAAGAUGAAAUCCAUGAUCUUGAUGGAGAGGAAGCUAUUAUGAGAAGACGAAACUCCUUUAAACUUCCAACUCUAAACCUACAACCAAAAAACAUGUUUAAGGAAAUUAUACAGAAAAUUAUCACCAACCGUCCCCUGGAUGGCGAGCAUCACAACUUCCUGAGCGGGCUUCAAUUUCAUAAAGACUAUCACAAGCAAACAGGAUUCUCCUUAUUUGAAGAUACAGAACUGGACAAGUUGCCCAAUCAGCUGACCCCAUUCACCGAUGAGCUUUGCUUGGUGGAUAUUGCCUAUUACAUUAAUGCCAGCUUCCCAUCCCUGCUCCGUAAGGAACGUAAGGUGGAUGUUAUCUUAUCUUUCGAUUACGGGCUGUCUGAAAAAUUCAAGUCUGUGGAAGAGACACACAAAUACUGCUGUGACCAGAACAUCCCAUUUCCCAAAAUUGAAUUGAACAAAGAAGAGGAGGUGGAACCUAAAGAAUGCUACAUCUUUAAAGAAUCUGACGAUCCAGAAGCCCCUACUAUUCUUCACUUUCCUCUUGUUAACAACACGUUUAAAAAUCACACGGCACCAGGGGUUAAACGCAGUCCUGAAGAAUUAGAAGGAGGAAUAGUUGACCUAACAGGCAUGUGGUCACCAUAUAGCUUGUUAAAGCUGGCCUAUAGUGAAGAAAACUUUGACAAACUUUUAAAUCUGACAGAGUACAACGUUCUAAAUAAUGAGACAAUCAUCCUACAGGCCCUGCGUGAAGCCGUGGUACGGAAACAGAACGCGUCCAGCCCUAACUAGAGGAUGCACAUUGCUCCAAUGCUCAAUCUUGUCUUCUCAAGAAAAUGUUUUACAUUGUCCUUAUUAGCUAUCUCAAUAUAGCACUUUAGUUAGAAUACAAUAAGGUGUGCGUUUUUUUAAAAAUAAAAAUGAUAAUGUUCUUCUUUUGUACAAGGUAUUGAAGGAAUAUGUAUUUUACUUUAUGGUGCAAUAAAAGCUGCCAAUAUCAUCCCUCUGCUAAACUCACUCAUACUUUCUUUUUGUGGUAGGAUAGGCACAAAUAUCUCCAUUAUCAAAAAUCUUAAUAGAUACAACUUAAAAUGGCGCUGCCCUUUAAAAGAAUGCAGCCAUCCUCAGUCUCACCCAGUACUAAUUUUAGUAGAUAUUGUAAAUAAUCUUAACAAACAGGUUUUUCUUCACAAGGGGGGUAACACUGUCUGUAAACCACCUUAAAGGGACAUAAAACAGUAUGAACUAACAUUUGUAGUAAGCUCCCCCUGGGUAUUUCCAUAUAUGGAAGGUGCUAUACUGGCCACACCU
This is a messenger RNA of Bombina bombina (fire-bellied toad), 2956 nucleotides long. RefSeq names its product cytosolic phospholipase A2 delta-like. Gene Ontology annotation, molecular function: calcium-dependent phospholipid binding; calcium ion binding. The transcript is spliced from 20 exons. NCBI's taxonomy places the organism in Eukaryota, Metazoa, Chordata, Amphibia, Anura, Bombinatoridae. The coding region runs from base 5 to 2437 and encodes 810 amino acids. Gene Ontology annotation, biological process: glycerophospholipid catabolic process. Gene Ontology annotation, cellular component: cytosol. The record is from RefSeq and is a predicted model, not a curated record.